Molecule: messenger RNA, 519 nt
Organism: Penaeus monodon (black tiger shrimp)
Lineage: Eukaryota; Metazoa; Arthropoda; Malacostraca; Decapoda; Penaeidae
Product: proline-rich protein HaeIII subfamily 1-like
Exons: 3
Coding region: 1-519 (172 amino acids)
Source: RefSeq, a predicted model, not a curated record
AUGCCUGGAUGGGACCAACUUGCCACGUUUUUGCAGCAUGCGGAAGGCAUCAGAAUCCGCCCGGGUGAGGGGAGUGUUCUCCGCCCCUCCGACACGAUUCGUCUGCCCCCUUCCUCACCGCACCCCAAAACACAACCUUGGAAAGUCUGGGGCUCCCCUUUCCUAAAUGCUCCCUUCUUACUUUACCCCCGGGCCCCCGGAGGUCACGGGGGGCUGAGCAGUGGCCCUAGGCCACGGUUGCCUUUGGAAGCCCGAACUCCAAGGCCCUCGCCCCCCCGCCACCCGCAGGCCUCGGGUGUGCCGUUGAGUAAUUUUCCCGUGUGGGCCUGCAAGCGUCAACAAAGAAAACACGGGCCAGGGCCCCAUCUUCUUCCGCAGCCCCAGGGUCGACCCCCUUACCCGCCUCCACAUCCUGCGCCAAGUCUGCACCUCCCCCUCAUUCAUCUUCACACGUUGCAGGCCUUUUCGGUGUAUGCUGAUUUCCUCUUCAAGAUGCAAGAUUGCUCUGCUGCCUUUUGA